AUGCACAAAUUUGUCAUGACUGCAGACAUUGAGAAAAUGUACAGACAGAUAUUAAUUCACCAAGAACAUAGGAACUACCAAAGAAUACUAUGUAGAGAUUCGCCGGAAAAGGAAUUGCUACAUUUUCAACUCAACACAGUAACUUAUGGAACGACAUCAGCUCCUUUCCAAGCUACCCGGGGUUUACAAGAACUUGCAAACAUAAGCGGAGCCAAACAUCCACAAGCAUCUCAAGUAAUCGCACAAGAUUUCUAUGUUGACGACCUAAUAACAGGUCCUCAUUCAAUAAGCAUAUGUCAAGAAAUCCAAAGAGAAGUCACCAUGAUACUCCAGUCAGCAGGAAUGACUCUUCAUAAGUGGUGUGCAAAUAGUCCGCAACUAAUCGGAUGA
This is a messenger RNA of Macrosiphum euphorbiae (potato aphid), 390 nucleotides long. The record is from the annotation of a GenBank genome assembly. NCBI's taxonomy places the organism in Eukaryota, Metazoa, Arthropoda, Insecta, Hemiptera, Aphididae.